Messenger RNA from Galeopterus variegatus (Sunda flying lemur), 297 nucleotides. RefSeq names its product C-type lectin domain family 6 member A-like. The record is from RefSeq and is a predicted model, not a curated record. Lineage: Eukaryota; Metazoa; Chordata; Mammalia; Dermoptera; Cynocephalidae. The annotation marks the transcript as partial. The transcript is spliced from 3 exons.
AUGGUGAGUUACCUUGUUGUCGACCAAUCAUUGUAUGAAGAACUAGCAAGACAAAAGAAAGGAGCCGGGUGGUCCCUGAGGCUCUGGUCUGUUGCUGGGAUCUCCAUCAUGCUGCUCAGCACCUGUUUCAUCGUGAGCUGCGUGGAAAAAGUCUGGGGAUGCUGCCCGAGUACUUGGAAGUCAUUUGGUUCCAGCUGCUACCUCAUUUCUGCUGAACGGAAUAUUUGGAGUAAGAGUGAGCAGAACUGUGUUGAGAUGGGGGCACAUUUGGUGGUGAUCAACACAGAAGCAGAGCAG